Monopterus albus (swamp eel) is the source of this 3609-nucleotide messenger RNA. It is a transcript of the gene map7d1a, whose product is annotated as MAP7 domain containing 1a. Gene Ontology annotation, cellular component: microtubule cytoskeleton. NCBI's taxonomy places the organism in Eukaryota, Metazoa, Chordata, Actinopteri, Synbranchiformes, Synbranchidae. The record is from RefSeq and is a predicted model, not a curated record. Gene Ontology annotation, biological process: microtubule cytoskeleton organization.
UUGGUAAUGGUACAGUCCGAUCUGAAGACCAGUGGGAGACUUGGUUCGGAAUAGUGGGAAACUUCCCCCACUCCUCAUCCGCUGCUUCCUUUCUCCCAGAUUCCGCCUGAUACCUUUUUAUUUAACUCCUCCGUGGAGCAGCCGCGGCCACCGGCGCCUCCGUGAACAGUCUGCUUCUGUUUUAAUCGUUGUAAUUGGACGCGUUCAGGACGGUUUGCUUCCCGGUGCGUCCAGGACAUCGGGUGCAACUGGAGUGACUCAAAGUUUCCCCACGUUCCGCCUGAGGAAUGAGAGAACUGCUGGAGGGGAAGAGCCGGAACUCGCAUAUUUGAAUGAACAAACGAACAGACAGCGAAGGCAUUGCCGCUGAAAUGGAGGAAAAUACUCUGCCAGGAACAACAUCUCCCCACUCAGAUCUGAACACACACCUUACGAGGCCUGACCCGGAGGGGGAGAGCUGCCCCCCGAAAACAGACGCCACCCAGAGAAUGGAGUCUCCAGCUAAGAAGGAUCCAGACCAGAGAUUGACUAACCCCACAAAAUCGGAUGCCACCUCUCAUUCGCUUGCGUCACCUGUCCCCAGGUUGAAACGAGACAUCAUGAAGUCAGAGGAGAGGCAGAAGCUUGCCAAGGAGCGGAGAGAAGAAAAGGCCAAGUUUCUGGAAGAGCUCAGCACAUUGCAAGCUGCCAAAAAGACCCAGUGGCUGGAGAAGGAGGAAAAGGCACGGCAGCUUAGGGAGCAGCAGCUGGAGGAGCGCCGCAGGAAGCUCGUGGAGCAGCGGAUUAAGGCAGAAAAACGACGAGCCGCCCUGGAGGAGAGGCAGAAACAGAAACUGGAGAAGAACAAGGAACGCUAUGAGGCAGCCAUCCAUAGGUCAACUAAGAAGACCUGGACAGAAAUCCGCAAACAAAGAUGGUCCUCGGCUGGUGCGCUAAUCCAGAACACCAGCCAGAAAGAGGGCAGAUGCUCUGUGUCGGCGGUCAACUUGCCCAAACAUGUGGACUCUGUUAUAAACAAGCGACUCUCCAAAUCCUCCGCCACGCUCUGGAACUCCCCAAGCAGAACCCGUAGCCUUGCCCUGAGUCCAUGGGAGAGUAGUAUAGUCGACCGGCUGAUACGCAGUGCUGCCAGUGUCCUCAGCAGUGGCAAAGAUGGCCACUCUCCUCUCUGCCCCCGUUCGGCCUCAGCCAGUCCCCUCACCCCAUGCACCCACCAGCCCCACCACCGCUGCUCCGACCGCUGGAGGGUGACAUCCAGCACACCUGACAUCGCCCAGCGUCAACACAGACGGAGCUACACACCAAUGGAUAAAAACAAAAAGGAAAAGAGAGACAAAGAACGGGAGAAUGAUAAGGAGAAAAGUGCCCUCACUAAAGAGAAGGUGCUCAAGAAGAGGCAGUCUCUACCCAAUAUGAGACAUAGACCUGACCCAAGUCCCAGUCCUUUAGCGAGACAACGACCAUCAUCUCCAGCCACACCUAAGAACAGAACUGCCUCUCCCAGCCCUGCUGCCUCUCCCAAGCCUUCAUCAAUACGUGGGAGCCCGUCAACCCCUAAAGGUCGGCCCAAACGAGCCAGGACCCCUGCCAGGAUAGACCAUCGAUCCUCCAGUCCUGUUCCCCUUGAGAGAGUGAAGGAGCCUCAUAGGAUUGCGACCCCUGAGAAAAAGACUUCCUCUGUAGUUCCUGCCAUCGUAGUGUCCUCGGCUGCCGCCUCAUCCCAUGUAUCAAACACACCAGUUACAACCACAGCCACUUCCUCCUCACCUGAGCCAGUCCACUCAGCUACAUCUGUCCCUGCUGUAUCACCUGCACCCUCUCCCUCAGCCAAGCCCAUGGCAGGCACCAACGACCCAGAAGAGGCCGCUCGAAUACUGGCAGAGAAACGCAGACAGGCCCGGGAGCAGAGGGAGAGGGAGGAGCAGGAACGGCGUGAACAGGAAGAGAAGGAGAGGAUCCUGAGAGAAGAGCGAAUAGCAAGGGAGGCAGAGGAGAGGUGGCGCAGGGAAGAGGAAGCCCAGGCCAUGGCUGAGGAACAGCGGAGGAGAGAUGAAGCCCAGCGCCUGCAGGCAGACCAGGAGGCCCAGGAGAGAGCCAAAGCAGAGCAGGAGGAGAACCUACGCCUGCAAAAGCAGAAAGAAGAGGCCGAGGCUAAAGCCCGGGAGGAGGCAGAGAAGCAGCGUCUCGAGAGAGAGAAACACUUUCAGAAGGAGGAGCAGGAGAGGCUGGAGAGGAAAAGGCGCCUAGAGGAGAUCAUGAAGCGGACACGCAAGACGGAUGGAGGUGACAAGAAAGAGACUAAGUCCUCUCCACUAGUGCAUGGCAAUGACAAAGAGGCAGAGAGCAGCAAAGAAUCUGUUGACUAUCAGCCAAAGCCAGAGGUCAUUGUGGCCAUUAAGACUGAAAAUGGACAGACCAAUGAAAGCAGCCACUCAGUCCAAAUGGUCAAUGGGCUCGAGCUUACAAGACAUGAAAAUGGUCUGUCCACCAAAGGAGACACCACUCAUUUUGAUGACAUCAUCCAUCUCACCAACCAUGGCAACGCCACUAACGGGGCACGGGAUAAGUCAGAGACCAGUAUGGCCACUGAGCCAAUCCUCUCUUUUGAAAGUGAAGAGUCAUUCAUGAAAAAGACAGGCCCAAUAAAGCCUCAGCAUGUUGCAGAAGUGCUGUGACAUGUGCCAGGGUUGAAGCGCUCUUCACCUUAGGCCACUGACCUUUCCCUGCCCUGCCAACGCUUACAUGGGGAGCCCUGUGACCUGUGCCACUCAACCUUAUUCUAAGCCCCUAAAGCAAAGAUAAUUCACACUGAAGUUCAACGGGGCCACAGAAGAAGACUACUAAGCACCAGGACACAAAGCAAAAGACAAAAACAGGAUGAAAGGUGUUGCUGCAUGCAUCAGAGAAGUCUUUGAUUCCAUGCACCUUAAUACUAAACGGUAUCAUCCUUUGUACAUUACAGUACAGAUGAGUAAUUGUCAUAAGCUGAGAAAGAAGUAUUUGUUUUCUUGUUCUUUAGUUAUUUAACUGAAAGAGAAGUAUAAAAGACUGGGAUCAUUUUUGUGAAUAAUGUAAAUGAACUUUGUGUCAAAGAGAAGGAAGGUCUGUGGAUUCAAUUUGUAUGAAAGAGAGUCAUUUUACAGUAUACUACUGAUACUGUAUACUCUGCUCUGAGUAGACCCAAGUACAAACAGGUAUACAUCCUGUAAAAAGCUACUUGUAACUUUUUUUGUAAAGUUAAACUGAGAAAUUUGGAAAGACAUUAGAAAUGUAAAUUAACAUGCAAUGGCUUCUUCCUGCGUAUAAGCAUACUUUGUUCAUACCUAAAACUAGCUAUGAUUGAUUGUAUGCAGAACUAGAUGUAAUAAGUAUGCAACCUUCACGAUCAAACAGCAAGACGUAAUCUAAGGUCAAAUCCCUAUAAAAAGGGAUUUACUCCACUAUUUAACUGUUUUUACAUGUGUAAGCAUGACUCGGUUUUCUUUCAUUUGCAUUGAGAUUCCAUGGACUCGUGUAUUUGAAAUGCUGGCAUGUGUAAAUGCUAUAAAUAUAUUUUGAUGUGUGCUACAAGGUCAGUGGGAGUGUCUCAAGUCUUAUUAAAGAGGAGCU